This is a messenger RNA of Fukomys damarensis (Damara mole-rat), 2596 nucleotides long. It is a transcript of the gene Tmem263, whose product is annotated as transmembrane protein 263. The coding region runs from base 7 to 357 and encodes 116 amino acids. Lineage: Eukaryota; Metazoa; Chordata; Mammalia; Rodentia; Bathyergidae. The record is from RefSeq and is a predicted model, not a curated record. The transcript has 2 exons.
GAGAUCAUGAAUCAGGCAGAUAAAAAUCAACCAGAAGUCCCACCCUACCUUGGUGAUGAACCACCGGAAGGUGCCACGAAGGGCCAUCCGCAGCAGCAGCCUGGCAUGUUGUCCCGUGUGACUGGAGGUAUCUUCAGUGUUACUAAGGGAGCCGUUGGCGCCACCCUUGGUGGUGUGGCUUGGAUUGGUGGAAAGAGUUUGGAGGUGACCAAAACAGCAGUUACAACUGUGCCUUCCGUGGGAAUAGGGCUGGUGAGAGGGGGCGUGUCCGCUGUGGCCGGAGGUGUCACAGCGGUGGGGUCUGCCGUUGUCAGCAAAGUGCCCUUAACGGGAAAGAAGAAAGACAAGUCUGACUAAGAUAAGGAGAUGCACCUGUUCUCCACAGCACUGUGACGCCAGUGGCAUUGAAUUUCUACGUUGUGGACUACAACCAGGUCACCUGCUUUGGACGCUUAUCUUCUAAAUUGCUGUGCUGAAAGUAUUGAUGACUGGCUGUCAGCUAAAGGGCCCAGUAUCAGCACAGUGUACGGAGGCUUCUCAUGCUUAAGUUCCAGCUUUUAUCUGGUAAAAUGUUAAACUUACUUAGUUGUAACGGGAGAUAUGGUAUGUUUGAAUAUUUCUCAUAAGUCUUUCAGUUUGACUAAAAUGUGAAAGUUGAAUUUAGUAGAUGAUCUUUACAGUUCCAUUUGUACAGUGUGCCAGGUAACUCAUGUGCCCCUUCCCAAGGGAAAACUGUACCUUUGAUGUGCCUAAUAGUUUCAGAUGUCUUAGUUUUUUAAAACAAUAGUUGUGCAGGCCAAGAGGCAUUCUUUUCCUAUUUAAACUGGCAAAAAUAGGAAUUGGAGAAGUGUAAAAGAAAAGUUAAAUGGUUUGAUAUGUUAACCAUCUUGUUAGACAUGCAUCCUGCUCAUUUAAUCAUUGAUGCCUUACAAAGGAAACACCUUUUCUUAUACCUUCAUAGUACAGUUCUUAGAAUUAUGUUUGUGUUCUCUUGAAGGUGGUGAAAUAGGUUUUCCCUCUUAAGAAUCUCAGGAGUGGGGUCCGUGGCUGAGAACAGUGCUUGUGAACGGUUAAGAGUCAGAUCGUACACUCAGACCCAUGUACAAGCUCACCAUUAACACACCUCACAGUGCCUAAGGGAUGGCUCCCAGCUGAGUUAGAAGGUUUCAUGUGGAGGAGGAACAAAUAUUGUUUCUAAGAAGUACUUAAUGCACACAGGAUGUAGAGUCCUUCACACCUAUUCUUUCAGUAAGAUGUCUUAAAUUAUCAGCAGUGCGCCCUUUUAAAAAUAAAAGAAACCAUAAACAUUUGAGGACUGACUUUCGAAUGGGCUCCAUAGAUCACUUUCGAAUGAAAAUAGGUUUGCUUUUAAUGAUUUCUGUAGGCUUCUAAAAUAUGUUGUCUUCUAGACAGUCUUGUACAGUAGCUGCGCACUGUGCUGCUUUCCAGCCACCUUCAGGCCGGGAACUGGAGUUGUGAUUAGUGUUUCAGCAAGCUGCCAUCCAGGCGAGGCUCGUCCAUUCCCAGGACCAGGACUUGGGUGGAGUUGUUUUGUGCUCAGCUUCACGAGCAUGCUGACAAGUGACAUAUGUAUUCAGCAUUCCGCUUUCACCCGAGGGUUAUAGCCCAGGCUUGGAGUUGUGCACAUUCUCUCCCCUCCAAGGAGGAAGCAAGUGGCCUUGGCCUGCUGUGGUUCGGUCGGGACCCAGUGUGCGGAAAUUCACAUAGAACACUCCAACACCGAGGCGGAAAGGCUCAUUUGUACACCAGUGGAGUACUGCAUUAAUACUGUGGAUUAGCAGAUGGGUAAGAUGAUAACCUUUGAAAGCUCUCCUGAAGACCAACAGGGACUUUGAGGAUACCUCCAAAAGUUCUGGAACUUUUCUGCUUCCACAAAACUGAAAAAUUCAUGAAGGGGUUCAAUUAAAUGGGUCAUUUAUUUCAUGUGAUAUAUUGUUGAUUUAUUCUGGUCAAAUGUUUUAAUUAUCAAAGGGCAUCUUUUUCAAAGACUUCAGAAGUAAUAGUUGAACACUAAAUUAUCUAAAUAACGGUAUUGGAGAACUUGUUUCCUAUUUUGAAGAAAUGACUGCUCUAUCGCUAGUUUGUAUUUCUGACUUACCUUUCUCUACUCAUAGGCUCUGCUGUGCUUUGUACCCGAGUUUCUUCUAAGUAUAACUUUGGUUUACUGUGUGCUUGCCUAUUUAUAUUUUCAACUUUGCUUGUCCUUACAAUUGCUUGAGGAAAAAUGGCUGUAAUUUCUGCUGCAGACAAGCCACCUGCUACCUUUUGUCUCAAGACUGCUUGCAGUUGGAAGGUGCGGUAGUGGAGAAGGGCAGUAGAGGCUCCUGGAAUGGGUGUGGCUUCCUGUCCUGCGCCUUCCCAGUUGUGUGGCGGGUACAAUGGACGGCCUUGCUUCCAGAGCCUGAGGCGGACACCUGGAGGCGGCUGUGGCUCACUGCUUCCUGAGUGGGUUUCUGUCCCACGAGGCUGUGCCUGGGCCUGAUCCAAUGAUGGUGACAUUACAAAUCUGUACUAGUGAGAGAUGUUAGGGGAAACGAUUGAAUGCUUUUUCUGUGUUAAAGGGAUGGGUAAAAAA